UAUAUUAUGCGCCGAUGAUUCUAUCGACGAUGAGGCAAUGAUUAUGGGUACUCCUACUACUUAGUGGGAAAAGGGAUGUGCCUGGUGGAAGGUUAAUUAUAACUCUAUCUUUUCUUGACUGCAUACACAUUCCAGUGCAAACGCUACCAUUCCUCCCCCGCAUUAGCAUUAUCAACAAGCAUAGGUACACAUACUUCAUACUGUACAUACCUCCGCUCCAGCCCAUGUGGUUGAUAUCGCAAUUGCAAUCGCAAUCGCAAUCGCAAUGGUCCUUCUCACCUCCUCCACCGUCUCGGUGAUCAUCUCCUCCGGCAUCAUCUGCACCUUCACCUUCCUCCUCUUCCUAUCCGGCUACGUCCUCCAACAACAAUCCGUCCGCAACAUCCAACACGCCAUCCGCGCGCCGGAGCUAUCCCCUCUCAACGAGGACCAGUCCCUCCUCCUCAACACCCCACCAACUCAACAAAAACCGAUCACCCAAGACCCCAUUCCCGCCUCUCAGGGCACCUACGCCUACCUCCAGCUCCUCACCCGCCCAGACCCAAGCCACAUCUGCAGCGCGAUCCUCUUCUUCCACAGCCUAACCGCAGCAACAGACCCAACGAACCGCACCCGCAUCCAAGACCGACUCUUCAUGUACCCGCGCGAAUGGGACCAGCUCUACGCCCCGGGCCCAUCCCCACCCUCCCACCCCCCCAGCACCAGCCCCAGCAAGCACUCAACCAUAACCCAAGCGCUAACCCACCUCCGCACCGCCGCCCUCGCCAACAGCAUCUGGCUCCUCCCCAUCGACACCUCCUCCCCACCAGGCACACAAACAACAGACACCCAACUCCUCCGCCACGGCCAAAUGCAAUUCGUCAACUACGACAGCGUCCUCUACCUCCAGACCCCGGGCCUCGUCACCGAUGUCACCAACCUCGACGCCGUGCUGCUCUCGCACCCGCUCCCCGGCAAACACGAUCCUGCCCGGCCCGACUCGUACAAUAAUCCCGCCUGGAUGGCGGUGCCGUUGCGCCCGGAUCGGGAGCGGGUCUUGCCCGGGGACGGGGCGUAUCUGGUCACUGUCAAUCGGGUGGGGAGCGUGGGGCAGGUGGAGGCGCGGGGGCAUGUGAUGCGGCGGGAGGUUCGGGAUGGGGGGUUUGGGGGGUUGGUUCGGGGGGUUGCUGAGGAUACUUGGGGGGAUACUGGGCCUGGGUAUGUGGUUUUUGGGACGGAGGAGGAUGGGAGGGCUCGGUGGGAGAGGAAUGAGUUGUAUGGGGCGUGGAGGCGUGGGGUGGAGGGGGUUUGUCCCGGGGUUGGGUUUGAGGGGUUUUAUGAGUGA
Molecule: messenger RNA, 1324 nt
Organism: Aspergillus japonicus CBS 114.51
Lineage: Eukaryota; Fungi; Ascomycota; Eurotiomycetes; Eurotiales; Aspergillaceae
Exons: 1
Coding region: 266-1324 (352 amino acids)
Source: RefSeq, a predicted model, not a curated record